AUGCCUCAGGCUCGCCGUCGCGUGCCCUACAGCAGCUUGCCCCCUGUCGGGCCGAUCAACGCAGCACAAGAUGUGCUCUUCUACCUCUCGUCCGCCCGUGCGUGGAACCAACCCCCGUUCGCGUUCGCCAUCUUGAAGAGCUACUGCGACCUCAAGCUCGCGAGGGGAAAGAUGCUCAAUGACCUUGAUCAAAAGCUCAGCAUUGUCGAGUCUCAACUCGUCCCCCACUUUGAACCCAUCGUGUCCGAGAUUCGCGAGUACUAUGGUCUGCCUGUGACACACAUGAUGCGCGGUGCCCGUCUCGCUCGUAUGUCCACCACCGGUGGGUCCGGCGGCGGGCCCACUGCCAGUGGCGGUACAACGUCGACGGGUACACGCAUCACCCGUGCGUCAACCACCACGUCUGCAACGACAACUUCGAGUGCGGCGAACCGCCGGCCCGCAGUGACACGCCAGGAAACUGGGGAUGGCGAGCUCCCACCUCCUCCCUACGCGCCGACGGACCCAGACCCCGAGUCGACGGCGAUGCUCACCGUUAUGCAGGCGAGCGCCGUCCCAGAUGAAGCCCCUGCACCACCCCCGGCCUCACCGCCUGCGACGUCGCCCGCUAACCAACGGGCGACGCUCGGCAGGAUACCCAGUGCCUCGGCAUCCCUGCAUGGCCGGACACCCUCGACCGCAUCGAGUUUCAACCCUGGCACGCCCAGUAAUGAGCAUGUUGGCCAGCUCAGUGGCGACGCGCCGCGUCCGAACGACUUCCCCGCGACGCCGGCUGCGCGCGUGGGCAACCAAACGUCGCCGCCUUCUGGUGCCAAUGGCUCCAGUGGACAAGGGCGUAGCGACAGUGAGGACCCAGACGUGCAGCGUAUCCGCGAAGAGAGCGAACUGGAGGAGGCCAUGCGCGCGUCGCGUGCCGCCGAAAAGGAGCGUCUCGAGUACCAGCGCGCGAUCCAGGAGAGUAUCGCACAGUACGAAGAGGACACGAUGCUCCGCUCCGCAUCGACGGCCAUGUACCAAUCCGAGUCGCCCGCUGGUCCCAGCACGCAACGUCCAGGUGCGGACGAUGGCGUCCGCCGCACGUCCUCCUACCACCCUUCGGGAUCGGCGCCGGUCGGCGCGAUGCGCCGUACUCAGACGACGCACCGUGGGGCGUCGCAGACGAGCAACGACGAGGACGACCUACUCGGCCUCAGCAGCGAGCCGACAUACACCGGAAGCGGCAAGGGCAAGGCUCGGCCAGCCACCACUCACACCGAGUCACUCAUGGAUUUGAUGGAAAACGUCAGCUUCAGCGUUCCACCCCUUGAACCGACCAAGACUGGGCCAAUGUCUCCUCCUCGCCAGGCAACGGUCCAGGUGCUUCCCGAUUCUCCUUCGGUCAUUGUCCCUCAGAGCACUGGCAUGCAGAGCAACAACCCGUUCCUCAGCGAGGCGGAGCGUCACCGCCUGAGCCAGCAGCAGCAGCCAGCUGUAGCCAGUCCCCCUGCGGACCAUACUCCCCCGCACACCGAGUCUCCGCCCAUCACUCUCGGCCACGAGGAGCGCGUCGGGUCAGUGUCCUCGUUUGAGCGCCAUUACCCAUCGCUUGAGCGCGAAUUGCCGCCUAUUCCGACGGACGACUACGCCUCGCCUGAUGGCCCGCCUCCAGGCUGGCAGGGACCUCCCCUGUCGCCCAUCACCGAAGCGACUGCUCCUCGCCCGCUCCCUGUCCCCGGCCAGCAAUAUCAGCAGCAGACCGUCCCACCUGUGCCUCCCCUCCCCAGCCGCAUGUCCACUAACGGCGCCGGCAUGGUUCCUAUCCCUGUCCCCAUGCCGCACGGCGCCGAGCCCAUGACUCCAGGCUCCCACUUUGUGGUUAGCAGUCCGCCACAGUCUCCCGGCAUCCACACCCCGACGGUCACCGCUUUCCCUACUCCAUACGCGCACAGCGGCGGCCUCGCACCGGCCACGCCGCCACCUCUUCCAGCUCGCUCCGCCUCCCCUGCUCCGAUCCUUAUUGGCGGCGAGAACGCGCUCGAGAUGCUGCGCGAGUAUGACACCGUCUUCCUCGUCGAUGACAGUACCUCGAUGAAGGGGGAGCGGUGGGAACAGGCCAAGACGGCGAUCAUGGGUGUGGUCGCGCAGGCAGUGCGGUACGAUGAAGACGGUAUCGACGUGUACUUUCUCAACUCGAAGCGGGUCGGCAAGGGCCUGCACAACACGGCCGACGUUGAAGAGCUGUUUGCCGGGCUCGACCCCAAGGGCGCCACGCCAACGGGAUUGCGUAUCGAGUCUAUUUUGCGCGACUACAUGGCCCGCCUGGAGCGCAGCGUCACCGACGACAAUGCCGCAGACAUACGCUCAAUGAACCUCAUUGUGGUCACCGACGGCGCGUUUGCCAUUCCCGUCCUCCGCCGUGCCCGAUUCACAACUGAUCCUCUUGAACGUGACACUCUUUUGCGUACAGCCCCCACGGACGACCCGGAGAGCGUGUUGAUUUCAAUUGCCAAGCGUCUCGACAGGGGCGAUUUCCCGCUCAGCCAGGUUGGCGUCCAGCUGUUGCAGAUCGGAGACGAUACCGAUGCGCGUGAGGCGCUCCAGGAGCUUGACGAGGGUCUCGCCCACGCCCACGGGGUGCGCGACAUGGUCGACACAGUUCCUUAUAAUGGCCAGGAGCUGAGCGCCAACCUCAUUGUCAAGGUCCUGUUGGGUGGUAUUAACCGCAGGAUCGACCGCAAGAUGCCCGUGCUUUGA
This is a messenger RNA of Apiotrichum porosum, 2733 nucleotides long. RefSeq lists its product as uncharacterized. The record is from RefSeq and is a predicted model, not a curated record. The coding region runs from base 1 to 2733 and encodes 910 amino acids. The transcript is spliced from 5 exons. NCBI's taxonomy places the organism in Eukaryota, Fungi, Basidiomycota, Tremellomycetes, Trichosporonales, Trichosporonaceae.